CAGAGAUUAGAGUUAUGUUCGCAGCAGUAAUAGCAGUAGAGAGGUUGUUUGCUUUAACACUAACGUAGCUGCUGUUAGUUUUGACGUCAGGUGAGUGCAGCACCGCACGCCCCUCCAUCCCGGUGCAGAGCAGAGGACGUCUGGUGCGCACUGAGCGCGCCGCUCGGCCCGCCCGGACACUGCAGUGGAGGUACCGAGCCAUCGCUGCGGCAGCUCGCUCCCGACUCUACUUCCCGCUACAGCCGGUCCGGGCCGGGACAGAACAGGGGGGGAGAAACCGCUGGGAGCCAUGGCCGAAUCUAACAUGCGGUGGGGGUUUCCCCGUCUGCGCCGGGCCGCGACUUCUUUUCCUGGCAACCUUCACUUGGUCUUGGUGCUUCGCCCCACCAGCUUGUUGAGCUCCACCCCCAGUCCGUCCUCCAGCACAGACCUGGGCUUUCGCUUCAGCCAGGAUGACUUCCUCCUAAAGAUGCCGGUGGUGAUGCUGCGCUCAGUGGGUGACCUGCUGCGCUACAUCGAUGAAAACCACCUGGCAUCAGACUUUACUGCAAAGGUUGAAUAUUGCCAAAGUGACUGGGUCCUCCUACGAUCGUCCAUUGAGACCUUUGCAGUGACGGUGAAAGAGAUCGCUCAGCUGCUGCAGGGAUUCGGCUCUGAGCUGUCUGAGACCGAACUCCCAGAUGAAGCUAAUGCCAUUGAAUUCCUGCUCCACUCCCACUCACAUCGAUACAGACAGAUGAAGGAUGACAUCCGGGGCGUGCUGAAAGAAGGACGCCUGCUGUUGUCAAACCUGGAAACAGUUAAAGCCGCAAAGAGAGAAGCUGAGGAAGAGCGGGAAAUACAAGCCGACAUGGAAACUGUUCAGAGGCUUCUGGCACAGCUCAGAGACAUGGAGGAGGCAUUUGAUGGUUUCUUUGAAAAACACCACCUGAAGCUGCAACAGUACCUCCAGCUGCUGCAUUAUGAAAGCAGCUUCCAGCAGAUGGAUGAGGUGCUGGAGCGGAUCUCGGCCCAGGAGAAGGAAAUUGCCUGUGUGGGAACUACAGUGGUUCAGACAGAACAGCUACUUAAAGAUCUGGACAGUCUGGAUAAACGAGCUCAGGAGGAGAUGAAUCGGGCCCAGGUUGUGAUCCUGCACGGCCACCAGCUGGCUGCCAACCACCACUACGCUCUGGCGCUCAUCGUCCAGCGCUGCAACGAGCUGCGACAUCACUGUGAUGUCAUCAGCACUGCCGUACGCACCAAGCGGGCCUCGCUCACCCGGACACGAGACCUGCUACGGCGCCUUGAGGAGGCUCUCCGUUGGUGUGAUGAGGGGGCCUAUCUGCUCGCCAGCCAGAUGGUGGACAAGUUCCAAACUAAAGAGGGAGCUCAGGAGGCUCUGCAGUACCUGAGCAGCCACCAGGAGAGGGCGCCAUCUGUUGUAAAAAACACCCAGGACACGCUGAGCCUGGAGUUUGAAGCUGUGCUCACACCUCAGCUGCAGUCCCAGAUUACCAUGGUGAAAGAGAAGCUGAGCUCAGUUCAGUGCAUGAUCAGAAACAGAGAGCAGUGUUUGAAGAAGCUUGCAGAUGUGCAGGUUCGACCCAUACAGCUGGUGGCGCCUCGGCCUGAACCGGAUCAGACCGUACUCCGCUGCAAGUCACCUCUCUUCUCCCCAAAACACGGUGUGGACUUCAAUGUCUUGAACUCAAAGUUCUCAUUUGAUCUCCUUCCUGGCAAAAGAGCUUCAAGGAGAAACAACAGCCCGCGCAAGAUUGAGGUGAUGCAUGAUUACCAAGGUAACCGCAGUUGCCUGUACGGUCCCAACCCAGAAACUGAUUCAGAAGCAGAGGACAAUUCAGAGCAGGUCACACGGCACAUUAUGAAGGAACUGAUAGCUACAGAGAGGAUCUAUGUUGAUGAACUGCUCUCUGUUCUUCUGGGUUACAGGGCAGAAAUGGAGGACCCCUCCACGUCUUAUCUACUUCCCUCAGCUCUUCGCUGCCAGAAAGAUGUUCUGUUCGGCAACAUGCCAGAGAUUUACCAGUUCCACAGCAGGAUCUUCCUCCAUGAUCUGCAGGGUUGCCUUGAAACACCAGAGAGGGUGGGGGCUUGUUUUCUGCAGCGGAAAGACAAAUUCCAGGUGUACGAACGUUACUGCCAAAACAAACCCUGCUCUGAGCUGCUUUGGAGACAAUGCUCUGAUUCGCCAUUUUUCCAGGAGUGCCAGAAAAAGUUGGACCACAAGUUGGGCCUAGAUUCUUAUCUUCUGAAACCAAUCCAACGCCUCACUAAGUACCAGCUGCUGCUUAAGGAGCUUUUGAAACACUGUGUGGAGGAGCACUACCGCUGUGAGCUCCAGGAGGCGCUGGACUCCAUGCUGGAGUUGCUGAAGUCUGUCAACGACUCCAUGCAUCAGAUAGCCAUCACAGGAUAUCCGGGUGAUAUUAGCCAGCUGGGCCGCAUAAUCCUCCAGGGGAACUUCAGUGUAUGGAUCAGUCACAAACGGGCAGCGGUGCGAAUGAAGGAGCUGGCCAGAUUCAAACCCAUGCAGCGACAUCUUUUCCUCUACGAUCACGCACUGCUCUUCUGUAAGCGACGAGACGAGGACAGCCAGGACAGCUUCUACAGCUUCAAGUCCUGCCUCCGAAUGAGCACUGUGGCCAUCACAGAAACUGUGAAAGGAGAUGUGAAGAAAUUUGAAAUCUGCUACAGUGGCAGAGAAGUUGUUUAUUUAGUUCAGGCUCCCACGGUGGAGGUCAAAGUUGCCUGGCUGAACGAGAUUCAAAAAAUACUGGCCAACCCACAGAAACUACAACAAGAGGAAGAUUCUUCUCUUGCUCUCCCAGACAACCUUCUCUCUGACAGCACAUCAGAGAUGUGUGUGUCGUGGGGCGCCGCGCCGGUGGGAGGCUGCUCAGCGUGUCUUCCUGUUCCUCACAGUUCCUCCGCAACAAGCCACGCCCACAAGUAUAGAGGGGAGGAGUCGACAUAUUCGAGCCCCGCCCACUCAGACCCUGUGGUUCACUCGCCUCGACGUAGUUGGCCUGCUCCUGCUCACUCUGUGGCGAUCUGCGAAGGCCUGGAGGACUGGGGUGCAACAGACCUCUCUGCCUUGUCCGACUCGGAUGAGGAGGAUCAUCCCUCCCCACUGGUGGCGGGCAGGUACAGGGUCAUGGUAGAAAGCAGCAUGGCCAGCUCUGAUGACAUCAUCUUUAACUGUGGCGAUGUCAUCCAGCUGCUUUAUGAGGAUUCGUCAGGAGUGUGGAUGGUGAAGAAUAUCAGUCGUGGUGAAGAAGGUCGAGUUCAGCCUGAGGACUUGCACAGGAUUCUGGGAGAGAGCUGCUGAGAGCCAAUCAAAAGCCAGAAAACUCACAUCAUCCAUUCAUUUCCCAAACAAAUGCAGGCAUCUGAUUCAGUCAAGUCAGACUGAAACACUCCAUCAGCCGCUUAUUCGACUUUAAAGAGCUGUGACAGAAGCUGUGUACUGCAGGACAGAUCUCAGAGGAAUGUAAAAAUUGAAAGCACAUACAAGCCAUUUUUAUCUACCUGCUCUAGCAAUGAUGCAGAAGAAUGUUUGGACUGGACUGGUUUGGUGGGUCCUCUGCAUACUUCCUAUAUGGACUUUUAUUUUGGAUGUUGUAUAAAUAAUAUUUUCUUAUGACAUAUUUAAAAAAACACAAGCAGAUAAUUAUGUACAUAUCAUCUGUGUGCCAAGUAGGAAAGCUGAUCACUGCAGCUUCUUUUUGUGACAUGUUUUUGAGUGAGACCUGCCUUCUUCUACUCUAGAAAGCACACCCUGUAACAUUAUGAGAUGUGUUUCUUGUAGUGCAAAGAAGUUGGCACAUUAGCUUUGCCCCUGUAUUCGGCCAUAGGUGUUAUCUGAGAAGCUCUAUGACUUCUCUGUCCAUUCACAAAACAUACAAUGCAAGAUUGUGGGGGUAGCUGUGGUAGAUCUUUCAUGUUGCUGGUCAGAAAUCAAACUUACCACCUCAUCACAUCCACACCAGCAGUCUGUCCUGCCGCUGCUCUGACUUUAUCUAGAUGACUAGGCUUGCUCCAUAGCAAUAAAUAACAACAUUGAACAAAGUGAUCAGUAUGUUUUGGGUUCCCUGUGAAAUAUGAAGUGCUGAUACCUCAAAAUGUUUUCAGAAAAGUGAAAGGAAGGAGUAGGGUAAGGCUGAGGUGCAAGCAGCUUGUAUGUUUGGUUCAUAUUACUCAUUUUUAAUUGUAAAAGUGCAACUUAUAAAGAAGAACUUCAGAGUUCAUAACCUCAGUUUGCAUUUUGUGAUUACGAUUCCUUCUAGAUGUGCAUGUCUAGAUAUUCAUACAGAUCAUUGCCCAGAAAGGUAGUCAUGCAGCAAUAUCAGGUUUGACGUCGACCUGAGAGGAGGUUUUGUAAAUUUGUUGUGACAGAACCUCUUGUCAAUGGAAGUAAACUAAAAAAAAAAAGGUAGUGAUAGUCUUCCAGCUGCAUUUACCUACAUUUACCUACCUUAGAGGACACAAGAAAUAAGAAGUUGUCUUAAUUUCUUUCAGGCAACAUUAUACUUUACCACUUCUUGUUGACAUUUUGUUGCAUGUAAAAAAUUGCAUCUUCACACCUCAGUGGUUUAUAAUGAGAGACAAUGAGUUAUGUUUCUUCAGGUUAGACUUUUACAUAUUCAAGACAAUCUGACAAAAGUUUGGUAGAGUAAAGCCACAAGAUAAUUUAUCAGUCAGUUCUCAUGCAGGUGCACAUUAGCAAUAUCUUGAUCUUUGUACAAUCUGCAUCUAUGUCGGUGGUUCUUCCUUUCGUCUUAAAAAUAUCAAAUAAAAGGAUAACUUUUUGCAUGCAAUCACGCAUGCAAAAAGACAAUGAACCAUGAAGACAAUUUGCAGAUGUUUUAUUGUAAUUCAUGGUCAUAUACAUAGAUGCAUUCUGAGGAAAAGAUUGAUUUAUUUACAGUAAAAUGUCUAAGGACAUGAUGAUGGGCAAGUUUAACUUAAUUCAGUUCUGUUUAGUAAUCCGUUAUAUUACGCAUUCUGCCAAUCAGAAACCAUUCUGUGAGAGAGAAACGUUAUUCACCAAACAACAUUGGUAUUUCUCAUAUUAUACAAUGUGAAAAAAUGCAGGAGGAAAGUUAACCUAAUGCUACAGUAGUGGUCAGUAAUCUAGAAGAACUGGAAAAGAAUACAAGAAAAUAGGCUUCUGUUCAAAAUUAAUGUAACUCCCAUCUAUUUGUAUUUGUCCUCCGUCCAUUCUCUGUUUCUGCUUUAUUCUCCUCAAAGUGGCAAAGAAAGAAAUCCCUUUCAGGCCUUUUAAUUCAUUUGUUGUUCAUUUUCAAUCUUUAUUAUUUGAUUGCUGCUUAUUAGAGUAUUUUGAGUAAUUACAAAUGUAUUUGUUCCUGGGUUGGGCUUUUGGGCUUUGCAUAAGUUACAUAUGCAACCUAUUCAUGAAAUGUUUCUUGUCCUCCUCACAUUCAUCUAUCAAGCACAGUGCUGUGUGGACAAAUACCUCUCUAUAGAUUUGCACUUACCUUUAGCUUUAUUUUUGCCUCCUCUGCUGUUUUACACACACAGAACUGUGGUUAGUGUUGGCUAUAAUUGUAAAAAAAAAAAAAAAGAGGUAACCAAAGAUUAAUUAGAGUUGAAAUGAUGAAGAAACAGACAGACGGUUUACUGCCUCUGUAAAAACUGCCACGACUGACUUUUCCAUAUUAUCACGGAUCUUGUUUAACUAAUGGUUUUUCACAGAAUAAGUGUAAGAAGUGGCACUAAAACACUGCCACUUAUAAAAACAUGACACUUUUUGAGACAGCAAAAUUCAAAUGUGAAUAUGUAAAUACAAAGAUUAUUAUUAGUUUAGUAUGUAAAAUGUAUCUAAAUAGAUAACUUAGGCAGUCAAAAACUAUCAACUGACUUAAACAGAUAGGCUAAAAAUACACAAUAUUAGUGAUAUCCUAAAAAAAAAAAAGUAACCCUUCCA
Xiphophorus maculatus (southern platyfish) is the source of this 5950-nucleotide messenger RNA. RefSeq names its product proto-oncogene DBL-like (gene mcf2b). Gene Ontology annotation, biological process: dendrite development. The transcript is spliced from 26 exons. Gene Ontology annotation, molecular function: guanyl-nucleotide exchange factor activity. The coding region runs from base 290 to 3331 and encodes 1013 amino acids. Lineage: Eukaryota; Metazoa; Chordata; Actinopteri; Cyprinodontiformes; Poeciliidae. The record is from RefSeq and is a predicted model, not a curated record. Gene Ontology annotation, cellular component: cytoplasm.